AUGGCCACUCGUAAGCCCCAUCAAUCCAUGGAGUCUUCCAAAAAGUCUGGAUUCCCCAGCAAAGUGGCAGCACCUCAUAACCCAAAGCUGGUCAGAGAGCCAGAGGAGCCUGUGACUCUGACUCCCUCUGCCUUCCUGAAGCAGAUGUCUCUCACCACCCAGCAGAGGUUGGGCAGCACUCAGGAGAUGAGGAGGCCCCGGAUUAUCCAGCUUCUGGACAUGAGUGAGACCUCCCACCAGAAGUUCUCAGCAGUUGACUUGGACCAGAGCUUAUUUCAACCUUUCCCAUCAGAGGUGGUGUUUCAGAACUAUGUCCCCUUUGAGGUCUACGAAGUGCCUCUGACUCUGAGGAACACUGACAAGGUUCCUCGACUGCUGAAGGUUGUCCUGGAGACCUCCCCUUACUUCAGGUUGAUCAGCCCCUCUGAUGAAAGCUCCAAGGUGGCACCUGGCAUGGUUUCAACUUUCCACAUCCUUUUCACCCCUCAGGAGAACAAGGAUUACUUCCACCAGCUCAUCUGCAUCACAGAAAGGGAAAAGUUUAUUGUGCCCAUCCGAGCUAUAGGUGCCAGAGCUCUCCUGGACUUCCCUGAUCAGCUCAACUUCUCCUCCUGCCCAGUCAAGUACAGGACAGAGAGAACCCUCCUGGUUCGGAACAUUGGGAAUCGGGAGGCUCACUACAGCAUCAGCACUCAGAGCCCUUUCUCUGUCAAUCCCUCUGUUGGGACUCUUGCCACUGGUGAUGCCAUGCAAGUAACAGUGGAGUUUCACUCACAGAAGACUGGGGAAUAUUCCAGCUCUCUGAUAGUUCACUAUGACACAGGUGAAGACACUCACACAGACCUCUAUGGAGCAGCUGUAAAUGUCAACAUCAAGCUGGAGAAGAGCUCCCUGACAGUUGGGAAGACUUUCCUCACCCUCUCAAACUACACAACCCUGCUCAUCCACAACCAGAGUGGAAUCAUUGCCCACUUCCAGUGGAAACUUUCUGCUACUCAGGAAGAGGAGGAUCAGGAGAAGCUGAGGGUGUGUGAGUGGCUGCAGGGGCAGGAAGAGGACCAGGCAGAGUUAGCCAAGAUCUGCAUGGUGGGUCCUGAUCUCCAAGAACACCUUUUGCUUCUCUCCCACACCUUCCAGAAUGAAAGAGCAAGGGUGCUGAGAGACUCCCUGCUGUUCUCUGAUGAUGUCUUUGCCAUUGAGCCAGUGGAGGGAGAUGUCUGGCCAAAUUCUUCAGCUGAAAUUAAGGUCAUCUUUAAACCUCAGGAAGCCAGGACCUACCAACAAACUGUCUUCUGUGACAUUACAGGCUGUGAGUCAAGGCUGUCCCUGAGGAUCACAGGAGAAGGUGUUGGCCCUCAGCUCCGUUUCAACUUUGACCAGCUGGACAUUGGGAAGGUUUUUCUUGGAGCAGACCACAGCUAUGAGGCAAUCCUGUGUAACAAAGGAGCCAUUGCUGCUCUCUUCAACUUGGUCCCUCCAGCUACAGCUCUGGGCUCCUGCUUCAUGUUCCUCCCCCAGGAAGGCUUCAUUAUGCCAGAUGAGCUCCAAGCCAUCCAGAUCUCCUUCACUCCCACCAUCUUGGGGCAGUUCACAGAAGAAUUCAAGUUCAGGGUGAUUGGAUCACCUGAGCCUGUGACCUUGACUAUCAGGGGCUGUGUCAUUGGACCCACUUUCCAUUUCAACGUGCCUGCCCUCCACUUUGGAGAUGUCUCCUUUGGCUUUCCUCACACCUUGUCCUGCUGCCUGACCAACACCUCCUUGGUGCCCAUGACCUUCAACCUCCGCAUUCCUGGAGAUGGCUCAGGAAAAGCCAGCAUUCCCAGUUCUGUUCAGCUGGCAGACCACACGGGCCCUUCCUGGAGAAAGAGAGCUCCAGGGCGUGCUGAGCCAAGGGAAUUCACCAUCACUCCAUGCAGAGGGACCAUCCGGGACCACGGGACUCUGGAUAUCCAGGUCACCCUGUGUUCCAACACUGAGAAGCAGUACCAGCUGGCUCUGGUGGUGGAUGUGGAUGGGGUUGGGAAGGAGGUGUUGGCACUGCUCAUCACAGCCAGGUGUGUGGUCCCCAAGCUCCAAGUGCCCAACCCCGUGGUGACGUUCGGCCGGUGCUUUCUCAAACACCCUUACCAGCAGAUGCUGACCCUGGUGAACAACACUGACCUUCCUGGCUGCUACAGGGUGCUCCCUCAGGAAGGCCCAAAGGAUGUUGGUGUGUGGUUUGCCAGCCCUGUGCCCUGUGGGAUCAUCGAGCCUCACAGCUCAGUGGAGGUCCCCUUGACACUGGCAGCCCAGAAGACAGGAGAGCACCACGCUGUCGCUCACAUCGCCGUGUUUGGCAGUGAAGGGGAUCCCCUGAAAAUCCAUUUAGUGAGUUUUGGAGAAGGCCCAGUGGUCUACGUGCACCCAAAUAAGAUCAAUUUUGGCAGCAUCCAAGUUCUCCAAGAUGUUUCCCAAACUCUCUACCUCUCCAAUCAGACUGUCAUCCCUGCAUCCUUCUGGGCAGAGAUGGCUGACAAAUGCUCACGCUGGAGGAUUGAACCCAGUAAAGGAGUGAUCCCCCCUGAGACUGAGGUGGCUGUGGCUGUCAUUGCCAACUUGGAUGACACUGAGAAAUUCCAGGAUGAGGUGAACCUCUUUAUAGAGGACAGCCAUCCCUCUGCCAUCCCUGUCAGGGCUGUUGGCAUUGGCACCACGAUUGUCACUGACAAACCCUUUGCUCCAGAGCUUAACUUGGGACCCCACUUCAGCCUGGAUCCCUGCUGCUACCACUUGAAGAUAACAAACCAAGGCAGACAGACCCAUAGGCUCUAUUGGACCACUGAGGGCUUUGGCCCCUUCCACCGGCACAGCCGUCUCCCCCCCAUCAGUCACCCCAAGGGCAGAGGUUUCCCCCAGCAGCACCCCCAACCUCCCUCCCCCGUGUUUAAGCUUCACCCACGGAUGAUGGAGCUGAGGCCAGGCAAGACCAUGGAGAUGAUGCUGGAAGGCUCCUGCAGCACUCCCCAGGUGGUGAAGGAGAGGCUGCUGUGCCAUGCCACGGUGGGGAACAAGGCAGGGAAGAUCCCCAUCAUGCACGUGGAUGUCACCUGUGAGUUUGUGGCUCCUGUCCUGCAGGUGUCCUCCAGGGAAAUCACUUUCCGGGUGGAGAAGCAACCCAGUGAUGUCCUGACUCUUCAGUACAAGCCUUUUUCUUUAAAAAACAUCUCCUCCCUGCCACUCAGUGUUGUCCUGGCCUUAGAGCAGCCCUUCUUCAUCUGCAGUGUGGACCAGCAGCCCCUGCCUGCAGCUGUCCAGCCCAUGAAGGUGGAGAUAGGGGAGGAACUUCAGCUCUCCAUCAGAUUUAACCCUGCUUAUGAAGAAGACUUGAAUAUCAGGGUGGUAGAGAAGGCUCUGAGGAUCCAGUUUCUUGAGCACCCUCAUGAGGAGCAGGUCACUGUUCGGGGAGAAGUCUACUUCCCAAAUCUCCAUCUCCAGACCAUGGCCCUGGACUUUGGCUGCAUCCUGAAUGACACUGAAGAGGAGAGGAGCAUGGAGAUGACCAACUGCAGCCCCCUGCUUGUCCAGUACCACUGGUCCUUCCUGACAGCCAGGCCUGGGAGCCAAAUGAGGUUCAGUCCUCCAGGACCUAAAUUCUUCAUCAAAACCCAAGCUCCAAAGGAGGAGGGAGCCAGGUGGGAGCACUCAGCACCUGCAGGGCGCAGCUCCAGGGCUGGGGGUAUGGAGGAGCCAGACAAAACCCUGGGAGCAGUGGAGGAUCCUGCCCAAGAGCCAGCAGAUGCAGCUGAUUCUGUGGAAGCCAAGCCACCACCAUCCAGUGUCUCUGGGGAGAAUCAGAGCAUCCAGGGAUCAAUGCAGUUACAGGAGACAGAGCCCCUCACUCCAGGAGUGGAGGAGGUUUUUGACAUCCUGCCUCUGUAUGGUGUGCUGCAGCCAGGCAAGAGCCAGCAGGUCACCUUCACCUUCUUUGGCCACACCAACAUCAUUGCCCGUGUCCUGGCACUCUGCAGGGUGGAGGGAGGCCCAACCUAUGAGGUGGUGCUGAGUGGGGAGGCUUCACUCAUCAGCUAUGGCCUGGACAUCACAGAGAUCAACUGGGGGGUGCAGCUGUUUCAUGAAGUGGCAGAAGCAGAGCUCACCCUCCAGAACAGGGGGAGGGUGGGAUUCAACUACACAGUGCUGAACCCUGGCAUGGCUGCUGCCAAGACCUCUGUGCCUGGGGUCCCCCUCGUCCUGCCCAGUGUGGGUUAUGUUGGACCUGGCAAGGAGCAAGUGCUGACUGUCUAUUACCUGCCAGGAGUGCCUGGGACCUUCUGCAAGACCUUCCAGAUCCAAGUGGGUCACCUGAGACCAGAAGAAAUCACCCUGAAGGGAGAGGGGACCUUUCUUAGGAUCUGGUUAGACCUCCCUAGGAACAUCCAAGGAAAUGAAAAAUAUGAGGAGAUCCUCAUGGAGGCAAAAGAAAAGCUGGAAAAAGACAGAGAGGGGGACGAAGCAGAUGCUCUGGGGGAGUCUGAAGCCAUGGAGUCAUCUGUGGACAACUCAGACCCUACGCUGGAUGCUCUGCUGCAGAUGCAGAUGGAGCAAAUGCUGAUGGAGGAACAUGCCCUGGAGCAGCAGAAAGCCCUGGCCUCCUGUCCCCUGGAGGAUGCUGCCUUUGAGCCACUGGCCCGGCGGAGGCUUCUCAAAGCUCAGCUGCCUGAGUACCUCCUGGACUUUGGCCAUGUCAUUCUGGGGAACAUCCACACACACACUGUGAAGAUCACCAACACUGGGCACUUCCCUGUGUCCUUCCGUGCUGAUGGACGUGUCCUGAGUGGCACAGGUUUCAGCAUGGAGCCAGCCCGGGUGAAGCACCUGCCCUGCUCUGAGACCCAGACGUUCGUAGUGCGCUUCGACUCCCAGAGUGCCAGCCUGCCCCUGGGAGAGGUGAACGUGCUCCUGCCCAUCAAGGUAGCAGGAGGCCCCACGUUCCACGUCCGUCUCUGUGCCAGCGUGGCUGUGCCAUCCCUCUGCCUCUCCAGGGACAGGCUGGAGUUCUCCUCUGUCCAGUGUGGGCAGUGUCAGGAGGAAACUGUCCAGCUCUACAACGAGCUCCAGAUCCCCUGUAAAUGGUUCAUCACCCUGAAAGAGCCUACUAAAAAGGUGGACAGAUGUUUGCCAGCAAGUGGCCAACAGAAGAGGCAGCAGGAGCUGAAGGACAAGCCCCCUGUGUUCGUGGCACUGCCCUCAGCUGCAGCCCUGGCUCCAGGGCAGCGAUGCAACGUGCGGGUCAGGUUCUCACCCACGGAAGAGAAGUUUUACAGAAGUGAGCUGAAAAUCAACAUUUGCCAGAGCAGCCAGUUCCUCCAGCUGCAGGUCUCAGGACGUGGUCUGGAGCCACACCUGGAAUUCAGUCCCCCAGUGCUGGAACUGGGACCAUUGCUGCCCUGCAGCUUUGGGGUGGAGAAGACAGUGGUGGUGAAGAACCCAUGUGAGUUCCCCAUCGAGUUUUACUCACUGGAAUUCGACCAGGAGUACCUUACUGAGGAGCAGAUCCUGAGAAUGCUGAGGGACUAUGAUUGCCACAACACCUUACUGCUGCCUCCACGUGCCCCGGGGGAGAAGCUGCCCCCAGAGCUCCUGGAGUACUACCAGGAGCAGGAAAAGCUGCAGGAUGAGCAAGGAAAGGCCAGGAUUGAGGAACAAGCAGGCCAGGAUGAUGGUGAGAGUUUGGGAUUGCCUGUCCUGAGUGCAGGGCAGUACACUCUGUCCUAUGGAACACUGCAAGCCCAGGUGGCUUUUGCAGAACCUCAGCAAAGCAGCACCAGCACCAAGGAGGCCCCAGAAGAAGUAGAGGAGAGCCCUGUCUGCAGGGCCAUCGCCCGCCACCUGGGCAUUGACAUCUCUGCAGAAGGACGGGCAGCCCAGAAGUGCAGGGGCAUUGUCAUCAUUGUCCAUGGGGCACCCCUGACAGGGAAAACAACAGCAGCAGUGGCUCUUUCCAAAUGCUACGGCGCUGCCUGUGUCUCCAUCGACGCCGUGGUGAGAGAAUCCAUCUCUGAGAGGAGGAGCUCAGCAGGAAUCCGUGCCCGGGAGCUCUGCAUGAGGGCUGCCAUGGAGCAGAGCCUCAGGGACACAGAGGAGGCUGGUAAGGACACAGAUGUCAACCUCAGCCAGGUGGUGAAGGCUGAGGCCAAGCAGAGCCCAAGUGUGAACCAGCACAACUCUGUGGACAGGGGCAGCCUGCAGUCCCCCAGCUCCCGGGGCCGCGCCAGUGCUGCAGCCGGCAAGAAGAAGGCAGAUGGAAGGACAUCCCAGAGCCAGAGAGGGAUGGAGCCAAGAGGCUCCCAGGGCUCAGCCUGUUCUCUGCUGAUCUCUCCCACUCCCUGCCUUCCUGCACAGCAGUGGCUGAGCAGCAGCAGCAGCACCUCAGGAGAAGUGAGCUUCAUGAGCUGCAUCCUGCCCAAGGACCUGCUGCUGGCCAUCCUCUCUGAAAGGCUGCAGUUGAGUGACUGCUACCAGGGAGUGGUGUUUGAUGGCCUGGAAACACUCUUUGCAGUCAACCCAGCCUCUGCUCUUCUCUGCCUGCUCAAAGCUGUUGGAAAUCGACCUCAUAUCUAUUUUGUGAACCUAUCCCAGGAUUAUGCUUCUUGGAAAGCCAGGGAGGCAGCUGCAAAAGAGCAGGAAGAACGGGAGCAGGAAGAAGCUGCCAGGAGGGAAAAAGCUCAUCUCUGGGAGAUGGAUGAGGAGGAGUAUGAUGCCCUCAGUGAGGAGCAGAAAGCUGAGUUUAAUAACAACAUCCGGCAAGCCCAGCGGGAGAGGAGGAAGAGGGAGAUGGAUCGAGAGCUUGAGGAAAAGCACCAGAAGGAGCUGGAACUCUUGAAAGAGGAAGAAGAGAAGAAGAAGGGUAAGAAGGGCAAGAAAGAACUUGGCAAAGACAAAGAUAAUGCUUCAGGAAAGAAAAGCCAUCGUGGAGGCGUGCAGGUGGGUGUUAACACAGACACACCCAACAGCGCAAUCAGCAACCGCUCGGAUAACGCCGACGGGGGUGGCAAGAAGAAACCUGGAAAGGAGCACCCAGAGCCUGCUGCAGGUGACAAGCAGGACAAGCAGCAGCACAGGCUGUCCCUGGCUGAUGUCAGCCCCUCAGAGGUUGCCCAACUCUCGGAGCCAGAACAGGCGGAAACCAAACCCGAGGUCCUGAGUGAGAGCGAGAAGAACUUGGCCCUGAGGUUUCAGAUCUACGAGGUACUGCAAAAGGACAUUGCCCAAAUUUUGUCAUCUUGGGACAGGGCUCAGGGGAUCCUGGUGCCCCCUCUGGACCAAGAAGAGGCCAGGCAAGAAGACCAGCACCAACGUUUUUCGAGCCGCAGGAGCCGGAAGGACAGGGAGAAGGAACGUCAGGAGAGGCUGGAAAAGGAGCAGCUGGAAAAACAGAAGGCUCUCGAGGACUCCAAGUUAUCUCAGCUGGAAGAGGAAGGGGUAGAAGGGUCAGUGAAAGGUCAGGAUGCUGGAGUGCCCUGCUUGGACAUCCAGGUGCUGGGCUCAGAAGAUGUGAUUCAGAUGAUCCUGGAGAGCGGCAAGCUGCCAGCAGCAGAGCAGGUCCUGGAUGACCUGGGCCUGGGUCCCUCGGGGCCUCCCAUUCCCCCUACUGCUUUUUACUCUGUGAUCCACUACCCAAAGAAGAGGGAGGCCCCUGCAACAGAAGCCCUCCAGCACUUCAUCUUUGUUGCACCAAGAGGUGCUGCUGCGGAAGAUGAAAAGGACACAGAAAGUCUCGUGGAUGCCCCCGUCACAGCCCCAGUGAAGACAACAGAGAAGACAACCAGGAGCCACUCAAGGAAGGAGAAAUUCCCUGGCCGGGAUGCAGUGAGGAAGCAGAGUGUCUUUCGGGGCAGGAGAAGUCUCCAGGGCACAGGAUUGUUCACACGUUCCCCUGAAAGGGACCCAAGCAGCACGGGCACUGCCUCAGCUCCAGAGAAGCCUGUCAGGCUGAGCAGCUGUCGCUGGGUAGUGCCUGCCCAUGGCAAGGUGAAACUGCAGGUCCAUUUCAGCUCCUCAGAACUGGGCCAGUUUGAUCAGACACUGCAUUUUGAGAUCCUGGGGACAAACCGUCUGUACCAGCUGCAUUGCAGGGGCAUCUGCACCUAUCCCUCCAUCAGCCAGGACCCACGGGUGGUGUUUCCUCACCGGAUAAAGAGCAAGGCAGAUGGUGACAUCAUCUCCAAGAAGUAUGUCCUCAACACAGGGGUCUUCCACUUUGGGCCACUCCUGUGUGGAAAGUCAAGAGACCGGUACAAGGGACUGGACUAUCCCAGCAACUGUGAGAAGCUGAGCAUUCUGAACAUCUCCCCCAUGGAAGCCAAGGUGCAGUUCUCCUUUGAGCAUGACCAUAAAGCAGACACCUUCAUUUUGGACCCUCCCAACAUGAGGCUGAAGCCCAAGGAGAAGCAGGAGCUGAGCAUUUGGGCAUACCCCACUUCAGCUGGCCUGCUGGAGGAUAAACUCAUCUGCUGCAUCCAGGAGAACCCAGAGCCAGUGAUCUUCCCCCUCUGCUGCCAAGGGGUGCAGGUGGAGCUGGGGGUGCAGCCCAAGCAGAUGCACUUCAACAAGCUGCUUCUGCACAGGAUGGACAGCAAGACCCUGGUGCUGAGAAACAGCAACCCCCUGCCCAUGGCCUGGAGACUCAGUGGGCUGGAAGACCUUGGUGAGGACUUCUCUGUGUCACAGGAUGAGGGCAUUGUUGGUCCCCACUCCGAGCUGGAAGUGCAUCUGUAUUUCAAGGCCACCAAGGCUCUCAACAUCAAGAAGAUGAUCCGGCUAGAGGUUUCAGAUGCAGAAAACAUCCUGGGGAUUGUUCAGGUGGAAAAUAUCCAGGUGCUGGCAGAAGCCUAUGAUAUUGCUCUGAACAUCAGUGUUUCUAAAGGUACAGAUGGCAGUGUGGAUUUUGGGGUCGUGAAGGUCCUGGAUGAUGGGAAGCAAAUGCUGACUCUGAAGAACAAAGGGAAGUAUGAGAUAUCCUACAGUUUCAAGCUGGAAAGCAGUGAUCCCAGCAUCCCUGACCUGGCCUCCCACUUCUCCAUCCAGCCACCGGAGGGUAUCCUGCCCGUCUCCGAGCGCCCUGUGCCAGUCCAGCUGCAUUUCCACCCCAAGGUGGAGAUGAAUAUCAAGAACAAAGCCAUCCUGCACUGCCAGGUGAUUGAGCCCAGUCUGUGUGAAGGAGGGGAGACCAUUGCCAUCAUCCCCGUGAGGGUGACAGCCAGAGCUGUGUUCAGCAAGUACAGCAUUUGCCCUGCCUCACUCAGCUUCAGUGCCAUGAUGUUUGGCACCAAGAAAACCUGCACCUUCUCACUGAAGAACAAAGGCAUCAUUGACUUUAAAUUUGUCAUCUACCAAGCAGACCAGGAGCCUGCACAGCAAAGCAAAAGUGCACAUCAAGUUAAAUCCAACCGUUCCCAGGAGAGUGAAAACUUGAGCAAAAGGACCCCCUCAGUCAAGCAGAGCAAGGUGACACUGGUUAAGGACACUGCCACAAAUGUCACCCUGCAGCCUCGUGUCACUGUAGGCAUGUUCACAGUGUACCCUGGCUUUGGCUCCAUCCCAGCUGGGGGCCAGCAGAUGAUCAUGGUGGAUUGCUGUGCAGAGCCACUGGGGGUCUGCAAGAAGAACCUGUCCAUUGAUAUCAGUGACAGGGACCCCGAGGACAAUCCCCUGGGCAUCCCCUACAGCCUGUCUGCUGAGGCCUGCCUCCCAGCAUUUGUGGUUGAUGACAUUGAGUCCAUCUUUGAGGAGCAUCGAAUCUGCAGGAACAGCAACCUCUGCCAGAUCCUGCAGAUGGUACAAGACAAGGGUGUGUUCCUCACAGAUGAGAACAAGUUCAUCUUCACCAAUGUCCUGGUGGGGCACCGGGCCACAGCUCGCUUCAAGAUCUCCAAUGUGGAAAAAAUCCCCUGCAACGUGGUCCUCUCCAUCAAACCCAUCCCCAAUAAGCCCAUCAGUCGCCUGAGCGAGGUUUUCGAGGUGGAUCCCGUGAGGAUGUGUGUUCCCAGCCACUCCCACGUCUUUGCUACUGUCAUCUUCACUCCACCAGCAAUGCAGAACUACCAGUGCACUUUUGAGGCUUCCCUUGAUAUCCAGGCAAGCUCUGCAGCCACUGGAGCACAAAUCCUGACCUUUGAGAUCAGUGGAGAUGGGAACCUGCCUCAGGUGACAGUCCUGCGCCCUGUCCUUCGCAGUAAGAGAGGGAAUCCCCUGCUCCUCUUCAAGAAGCUGUUGCUGGGGUAUUCAGAAAAACUUCCUCUGGUCCUUCAGAAUCCUGGAAUCAUACCUGUCCAGUUAAUAAUAGAUCUGUUGGAUGAAGGGGAAGUUUUCUUCUUGAAAGCCAGGCCCACCACACGCUGCAUCUACCAAGCUGUGGGCAGGAAGAAGGACCCUGCUGGAGGAGGGAGGAAACCCCACACAGCUUCCCUGGUUCUGCACCACAAGGAACUGGCAGAGUUUGAUGUGGUUUUCAAACCCACCCUGGCCCAACGUGUGGAAGGAAGGAUCCGUUUGUCAGUGCUGGACAACCCCUAUGAUGAGACCAACAUUCAGCUGGUGGGUGAAGGCUACAAGGAUGACUUCACACUUGAUAACAUCCAUGGACUCGUGGCAGACAGCAAGGAAGAGGACACUGAGGACAAUCUGGAGGAAGAUAUAGCUGCCAGAGUGGAUCACAUCCAGUUUGGAGACUGCCACAUCGGGACCCCCUACACAGUGACCUUCACCAUCACCAAUCACAGCAGGGAGGAGGCCAUGAGGUUUCACUGGUUGGCAGAAGCCCCCUUUCACUUCUCCCCCCAGGUGGGACACCUCCAUGCUGGCUGUGCAAAGGACAUCACAGUGACCUUGAAAUCAGAUGUUGCAGUUGCCUUCAAAAAGCACCCUGUGAAGUGUCAGGUGGCUUGGAUCACCUUCACCCUGCCACCAGACCAGGUCACCAACUGGGACGACCGCCUGCACACUGUCACUUGGGUGGAUGCCACCAAGGACCCAGCAGCCCUGUGGCCUGUCAAGAAGAAGGUGAUCAAGACAGACCCAGAACCAGCUCACACCAUCCUGGGGCAGAGCAGCUGGGAUGUGGAGCUUCUCCUCAGUGCUGUUGUUGACUAUGCUGAGUUCAAGCUGGACAUGGACUCAAUUCAGUUCAAACCAACCCUGCUCUUCCAGACAAGGAGAUCCAGUUUCAAGCUGUCCAAUACAGGGAAUGUGGCCCUGGAAUACACUUGGAGAGAGGUUGUGAAGGAUGAAAAGGCAGUGAACUGUACUGGGGAGCAGCUCCCACCUGCUCUGGAUGAGGAUUUCCUCUCCUCCUCUUCUGGUGCCACUGUGAGGCUCCCCUGCAGCCGUGGUUCCAGCCAGCCGGAUCCUCCAGGGAAUGAUUCUCCCUCCCUGAGCUCCUCUCUCAACACCAUCAGUGCCACCCCAGUGUUCUCUGUGGAGCCCUGCAGUGGCACCAUCCCUGCUGGCCAGGAGCAGCUCUUCCAGAUGAAGUUCUCUCCAGUCUGUGUGGGGGAUUUUGAGAGCUCCAUGCUCUGCAGUAUUCCCAACCUGCAGCCAAAUGAGAGGAGCCCAGAGGUGGCUGUGAAGGGGAGAAGCCUGAUGUCACACUGUCACUUUGAACUGGAAGACUCUGACUACAUCACUGCCCAGAGACGUGACCCAGAGCUGAGGGGACCAAAGGGGGCAACGUUUGAUCUCAGCACACGAGUGGUGGAGUUUGCAGCAGUGGGAGUGGGUGGCAGGAACCAGAGGACCUUCAUGAUCAUGAACCCAACCAGUUCCAUGUACUCCUUCCAGUGGACUUGCCUGGACACUGAAGCCCCACCAGACCACAUGGCUUUCUUCUGCCUCACAGACAGGGGCCAACUCCAGCCAGGGGGAAAAGCAGAGAUGAAGUUUGACUUCAUCCCUCGGCACCUGGACAUCACAGAAUCCUUCUGGACCUUUGCAAUCCCUGAGCAGAACAUUGCUCUCCCUUUCCUCUUGGUGGGCACUGCCAGCGACCCCCUUGUCCAUCUGGACAGGUCCCACCUCAACUUCCAGAUGCUUUUAAUUGGGCAUGAGGUGCACCAGACUAUCUACUUAAUCAACAGUGAGAAGGAAGCCUUCAGCUUUGCUUUCAGAGAAAACUCUCUCUUCUCUGAGGGAUGCAACUCCUCCCUCAAAAUAGAGCCCAUGGAAGGCUUCAUUGCUCCUCUCUCAAGGUUUCCCCUGACAAUCAGCUUCACACCAACACUGGAAGGAGAGGUGGUCUUCAACCUCAAGUGCAAUGUCAAGAGGAAGACCCAGCCCCUCUCCUUGAACAUCAAGGCCACUGGCUACAGCAUGAACGUGUGUGUCAGGUGUGAGGACAGGGACAGUUGUGUCACCGAGCUCAGUGCCCAGCAGAUCAAUGUCAUUGAUUUCAAGGAGGUGCAGCAAAAUGAGAACGUCAAGCUCACCUUCAGCAUCUGCAACAAGGGCAAGGUCAGCUUCACCUUCCUGUGGGAGCUGAGUGCCCCCCCAGCCUCUAAGCAGACCCUGACUGUCACCCCUUGGACGGGGAUGGUGGAGGCAGAGGGGGAGGUGGAGACCCAGCUGACUUUUCACCCUGAGAAGAUGUGUUCUUUGAAAGGUGUGGAGCUGACACUGCAGAUCAGCAAGGGGCCCACCUUCACCUGCAUGUUCCUGGCCACCGUGGUAGUGCCCACUGUCCACUUCUCCACCACCAAACUCAACUUUGGAGCCUGCUUCAUCCACAGUGCUGGGAUGCCCCCUGCCCAGCAGACCCUUGUCAUCACCAACAAGUCAGACAAGGAUGUCAGUUUGAGCUGCUUGUUCAGCAACACCACGUACCUGGAGGUGGAUUUCACAGGCUAUGUCCUGGGCCCAGGAGGGGCAGUGGAGGUGCCCAUCACGUUCUGCCCAAGUGAGGUGGGAGCUUACAGGGAGCUGAUCCCUUUUGAAAUCAACAACCUGUGCAAGGAGACUGUUGAGGUCCGAGGAAGGGGCACGGAAAUGAAGGUUGAGGUUGUGGAGCCCCCAGGGAAGGUUGUGAAGCUGGGAGCCAUUUCCAUCGGUCAGACCGUGAGGAAAUUUGUCACCAUCGCCAACCACAGUGCUGCCCCUCUCACCUUCCACCUCAGCCUCAUGAGCACCAUGCCAGAGCUGCAGGAGGAUGGGGUUCUCAGCUUGAACCCCACCAGCAACCUGAGCCUGAAGCCCAAAGGGGACAGCUGCAGAGUGGAGGUGACCUUCUCCCCAAAGUGCCGCAUCCCCCCCUUCACUGAGGAGGUGGUGCUGCAGUACAAAGGGCUGGUGCACUCCCUCUUCAUGGUGAGGGGCUCCUGCCAGGGCAUCCAGCUCAGCUUGGACCAGGAACACCUCAGCUUUGGAGCAGUGGUGCAGCACAGCUACACCUGCCAGCGGGUCCUCCUGCAGAACACAGGAGACAUAGGAGUCAGAUUCAAAUGGGACAUUGAGAACUUCAAGCCGGAUUUCUCCAUCAGCCCCACAAAGGGUUACAUCUCCCCAGGGAUGGAUGUCCCCUUCCUUGUCACCUUCCACCCCUCCAAGCUGAGCCAGACCAUCCAGUACGAGGGGCUGCAGUGCUUCAUCCCGGGCUGCGAGCCGCUGCGCCUGACGCUGGCAGGGUGCUGCAUGGAGAGCCCUCUGAGCAAGGAGACUCUGAACUUCACGUGUGACGUGCGUGGGGAGCACAGCCAGAUCAUCCUCCUCUCCAACCCAAGCAAUGAGGACUGGACCCUGCAGCCUCUCAUCGAGGGGGAGCACUGGAAGGGCCCUGCAGUUUUCCACCUAGAGGCCAGUCAACAAAACAAACCCUACAAGAUCACUUACAAACCCCUCACCAUGAGCUUUGAGAAGAAGCACCAGGGAUCCAUCUUCUUCCCACUGCCAGAUGGGACAGGGCUGUACUACCUCCUGCAAGGCACUGCUGAAUCACCAAAGUGCUCAGGGACCAUAAUCCGGGAGGUGCCAUGCAGGACCUCCCACACGGAGCUCAUCCCUGUCUCCAACUGGCUGAACAGACCACAGAGGUUCCUCGUGAUAGUGGACAUCCUCAAACCAGAAAACCUGGACAGGAGCUCUGUGCUGCAGGGGCUGGAAUACAUGGAUGUGCCAGGCUCUGCCAAGAAGAACUACGAGCUCACCUUCCUCUCCUACAGGGAAGAACUCUACCAUGCAUCAGUGACCUUCCUCAAUGAGGUGACCAGGGAGUACUUGUUCUACAUGGUGACUUUCAAGGUCACAUCUUCAGGACCCAUCAGCACUGUUGAAAUGACCACUGCUGUUAGGCAGAGAGCCUCUUCCACUGUCAAGGUGGACAACCCUCUGCCUUUCCCUGUGACGUUUGCCAUCGAUUGCAAAGUGCCUGAUGUCAACGUUCCCUCUCACUUCACUGUUCCUGCCAAGUCAGAGGCUGAUCUUGUUUUUGAGUACCACCCCCUGAAGACGGGUGAGAGCACAGGGCGCCUGGUGCUACAGAGCAGUGACCUGGGCUCUUUAUACUAUGAGCUGCACCUGAAAGCCAGUGAGAGCAGGCCAGAGAAACCCCUCCACUUCUGCACCACCCUGGGCUCCAGUCAGACCAUCACCACCCAAAUAAUGAAUUAUGCCCGGCAGAAGACUGAUUACAUCCUCCAGAUCAACUCCACUGACUUCCAGACAGAAAAAACCCUCAGCGUGGCCCCCGCCAGCCUGGGGGGCUCUGAGGUGAGCCUGGAGGUGACCUAUGAGCCCUGCCAGCUGGGUGAAACCAGGGCCACGCUGCAGCUGUGCUCCCCACUCGGCGUGGAGUUCAGCAUCCCCCUCUUUGGCCUCGCCCUCCCGCCCAAGCCCCAGGGCCCCUUCUCCAUCAGGGCUGGCAGCACCACCACCAUCCCCUUCAAGAACAUCUUCCUGCAGCCCACAGCUUUCCAGUUCACGGUGGACCACCCGUCCUUCACCAUCAAAGCCCCCGAGACCAUGAAGCCCAAGAAAACCACCUCCAUCUCCAUCUCCUUUGAGGGCAGCGAGGCUCCUGUCACCAGCAAGAUGGUGGCCUCCUGCCCGGGGAGGGGGGGGGGAGUCUCCUGGGUCUACUACCUCAAGGGUCUGCCCUGGCAGAAGUGA
Molecule: messenger RNA, 15132 nt
Organism: Calypte anna (Anna's hummingbird)
Lineage: Eukaryota; Metazoa; Chordata; Aves; Apodiformes; Trochilidae
Gene: HYDIN
Product: HYDIN axonemal central pair apparatus protein
Exons: 84
Coding region: 1-15132 (5043 amino acids)
Biological process (GO): axonemal central apparatus assembly; cilium movement
Cellular component (GO): axoneme
Source: RefSeq, a predicted model, not a curated record